Pelmatolapia mariae (spotted tilapia) is the source of this 916-nucleotide messenger RNA. RefSeq lists its product as uncharacterized. Lineage: Eukaryota; Metazoa; Chordata; Actinopteri; Cichliformes; Cichlidae. The coding region runs from base 25 to 876 and encodes 283 amino acids. The record is from RefSeq and is a predicted model, not a curated record. The transcript is spliced from 3 exons.
CGCUGUGGUGUUGAAAUCACAAACAUGAUGAGAGUCCUGCUGCUCACCAGUCUUCUCCUAACAGGUGCGAGGUGCAAAAAGGACGUGUUUGUGUACAGCACAGUUGGAGGAGACGCUCUUCUUCCAUGCAUGGUGUCCUCAGACUGCUCCGCCAUCUCCUGGACCUUCUUUAACAAAGGCACAGACGUACGGUUCGUCCAUGAGGUCGUCAAUGGGAAGGUGACGGCCGAUUCAGACAAAUCCAGCCGUAUGACCUUCACAUCCAACUGCUCCGUCAGCCUCCGCAACCUCAGGGUGCGGGACGCUGGAUCCUACGUCUGUCUGAGGAACGACCAGCCUGUCACUGACGUUUACCUCUCCCUCCUCACAAUCUCGUCUUUCUCCACCUUCACCGACCUCCAGCCUGGAGGAAUCCUCACCCUGACCUGCAUCUUCUUCACUUAUUAUGAUGCAGGGAGCUGCAAGUCAUACUCAAAGAGCGUGUUCGGCCUGAGCUGGGUGGAUGAGGAUGGGAGAAAGCUGCCCAACAACAGCAGGUACAGCCUGACCAGCCACACUCGCUGCAACAUCACGCUGGUGACAAAACUCCAGAAGGAAGACGACAACAGGAGGUGGAGAUGUCUGGUGAACACCACAGAGAGCAGCAGAGCCGUGUUUCUGGACUUCAGGUCUGCCUUUUUGUUCCAAAAUAAUGAUGACGACAGCCUGAAUCCUUCGGUCACGGCGAUGUGUCAGGUGAAGCUGCCCAUCAGCCGCAUCGUGCUCUGUGUGGCCCUCCCGAUCAUGGUGACCAUAGUGGCAUUCUUCACCUGGAAGUCGGACCGCGAGAGGGCCAAAGCAUCAGCAGAAUCCUUCAUGCUCCACGAGAUCAACUGAGCGUCCAUGACUGCAGGAUUUUUGUACUAUUUUCACUUCU